UGUCGGGCGAGCUUUAAAAAGCUCCAAGCGAGCCAAUCGCUUUGCGAAACAAUAGGAGACGAGUGUUGCGGGAUGGGUGGCCGGUGGCCCGCGGUUAGUAACGCCUACGUUCGAGGGGUGGCAGCGGUGUAGCGGCACAGCGCGGCGACCAAAACUACCCUCCUGUCAGUCCGAAAGUCGCCGCGUAAGCUCGCGGGCGGAACGCGACGUGUGCAUUAGCCGUGGUGCACUGUCGCCGUCGCUGCCGCCGCCGCCGUCGCCGUCGCCGUCGCCGUCGCCGUCGCAUUAUACGUAUACGUGAAUAAUACGUGUGUGCAUAAUACGUGUGUUUAGCGCGACGUCACGCGAGCGCGCGUCCGCGUUUCCCCGCCGGUGUGAAUCGCGCGAAUAGUGCUCGGCGCUCGCACGAGGAAAGUACGCUCCGAGAGGAAUUCAGGUGCGACGAGGCGGUGAACCGCCGGGCGACGGAGCGACCACGUUUGCCUCCUCCCGAUGGCGACGACAACACGUCCGCGCUAAGGCGACAAUGAAACGCUGAAAGGCCUUCCAUUCGCAAAAGUGGAUGAAGAGGGCCGAACGCGAGAAUGAGUGCUCGUAAAAGUUGAAGGGGAAAAUCUACACAACGAAUAGCAACAGCCUGCCUCGUUCAUUGCGACCAGCCACAUAUCUCACGUUAAGAUGACAUAGAAUGGGUUGGGUGGCGCUAGGGCGGUGUGCGGGUGGUGGCGGCCGCCUCUCGUCCAUCCUCUCGCUGUCUCUCACCUCCCUCGCGAGCUCCCUCAUCUUCACCUCCCUCUGUAUCCUCACACUUGCCUUUACUCUCGUCACUCUUGUGCGUGCUGAAAACAUCUUCGAGGAAGGCAAGUCGGACAAGGAGAUCCUGGACAACCUGCUGCUCGCGACGCGUUACGACAAGCGGCUUCUGCCCCCGGUCCAAGAUGCUGAUUUCUGCUGCGGAUUGAGAUGGCCUGGUGACACCACCGGCUUGACAAACCAGUCGUCGAUCUUCUCUAACGACCCCGAGAACCAGAACAAGAACCAGAACAAUAACCACUACACUCCGCCGCACCAACACCACCGCACUCACCUCCGCGGAACCUUGACUGUAAACGUGAGCGUGUUGCUGUUAAGCUUGGCUUCUCCCGACGAGUCCAGUCUGAAAUACGAGGUGGAAUUUCUGCUGCAGCAGCAGUGGUACGACCCGCGAUUACGUUACAGCAACAGAUCCAAGUUUGAGUUUUUAAACGCGAUUCAUCAUUACGAGGAUAUCUGGUUACCGGAUACGUACUUCAUAAUGCAUGGAGAUUUCAAGGAUCCCAUCAUCCCCGUUCACUUUGCCCUGCGAAUAUACCGCAACGGCACCGUCAACUACCUUAUGCGGCGUCACCUUAUCCUAUCCUGCCAGGGUAGACUUAAUAUCUUCCCCUUUGACGACCCAUUGUGUUCAUUCGCGAUCGAGAGCAUAUCGUACGAGCAAACGGCGAUUACGUACGUGUGGAAGAACGACGAGGGUACGUUGCGAAAGAGCCCGAGUCUAACGUCACUAAACGCGUAUCUCAUUAAGAAUCAGACAAUCACAUGUCCGAUCAAAGUGAGCUGGCGAGCUGACGGACAUAUCGUCAACGAGGACGAGUUCGAUGAUUUCGGAGACUCUAAGUGCUCGCUGUGCCAGCGCAGGUUUGAGGAGCAAGGUAAUUACAGCUGCUUGAAGGUGGAUCUGAUCUUCACGCGGGAUCGCGCCUUCUACUUUACGACAGUUUUCAUCCCGGGCAUUAUUCUGGUAACCAGCUCCUUCAUCACAUUCUGGCUCGAAUGGAAUGCCGUGCCGGCGCGAGUGAUGAUCGGUGUAACGACGAUGCUCAACUUUUUCACCACGUCGAAUGGCUUCCGGGGAACGCUGCCCGUCGUUUCGAACCUGACUGCCAUGAACGUGUGGGACGGCGUGUGCAUGUGCUUCAUCUACGCGAGUCUUCUCGAGUUCGUCUGUGUGAAUUACGUCGGUCGCAAGCGGCCGAUGCACAACGUUGUCUAUCGUCCGGGCGAGAACCCCGUCACCCAGCGGCUCCCAGCGGUGCUCAGCAGGAUAGGAAUUAUAUUGGCCAGCCCUUUGAAGCGGGAGGGCGGACCUACCACCGGUGGUGCUACUGGACCGAACGAGAUCGUCACCUGCACCAACUGCGGACCCAAUCCCUGCACGCACACGGCAACGAACGGUUGCACCGCCGAGCUAAGGAAAAAAGAGCCGCCGCAUCCGAUUAGAGUGGCGAAGACGAUCGACGUGAUAGCCAGGAUCACUUUUCCAGUCGCCUAUUUCAUGUUCCUCACUUUCUUCUUCAUUCACUAUAAGGGCACCUCGUAGAGUGGCGCACAACGAUCCUCGAGAGAUCUCUCAUCGCCGGUGUGAGCGACAACGAAGCCUCGCGCGAUAGGCGACAACGAUGCUCGGCCGCGGGGAUCGGAUCUACAGUGGGUUCAACUUCUCUCCCAGAACCUACCGAAAGUACCUCCGAGUAGAUGAAUCGCGUCGAUAAUCGCACGAGUGUGCGACGAUCGAGUCUCCCCCCCAUAAAGAUGAAGAUAAUGAUGCGUAACGCAAAGCCGGUGUCUCUAAAAAGAAAUAACGACCCCUUAAUCAACUGCAAUGGACAAGAUCGAGCCGUAAUAGACAGAGAAGACGAGUAUCCGAUGGAUAAAUCUCCCGGAGAGAAAGGAGGAAAAGCGAGCCGAUAACUGAGGAGUAUUCAAAACGUAAGACAAGAGGACACCCACGGUGGAUUCGUCUCCCGAUAUUCUUCAUUUUCUCUCACAUGUGAUAGCUCUUGAAAGCACUUCUUUACGGAGGAAGUAGAUCCGCGACCAUGUGCAGCAGU
Messenger RNA from Linepithema humile (Argentine ant), 2870 nucleotides. RefSeq names its product pH-sensitive chloride channel 1 (gene pHCl-1). The record is from RefSeq and is a predicted model, not a curated record. Gene Ontology annotation, molecular function: transmitter-gated monoatomic ion channel activity involved in regulation of postsynaptic membrane potential; chloride channel activity; excitatory extracellular ligand-gated monoatomic ion channel activity. Gene Ontology annotation, biological process: chemical synaptic transmission; signal transduction; nervous system process. Gene Ontology annotation, cellular component: plasma membrane; neuron projection; synapse. NCBI's taxonomy places the organism in Eukaryota, Metazoa, Arthropoda, Insecta, Hymenoptera, Formicidae.